Molecule: messenger RNA, 1773 nt
Organism: Prionailurus viverrinus (fishing cat)
Lineage: Eukaryota; Metazoa; Chordata; Mammalia; Carnivora; Felidae
Product: olfactory receptor 1440-like
Exons: 1
Coding region: 525-1472 (315 amino acids)
Biological process (GO): G protein-coupled receptor signaling pathway; sensory perception of smell
Cellular component (GO): membrane
Molecular function (GO): G protein-coupled receptor activity; olfactory receptor activity; odorant binding
Source: RefSeq, a predicted model, not a curated record
AAGAGCUCCUACAAAUCAAUAAUGAACAACGAACUAGACAAGCAAAAAAUGUAUAUGAGCAAAUCAGUAAAGUUUAUGCAAAAUUAAACACAAUGAAAUAAUUUUUUCAUCUAAGAUUAUUGAGGACUAAAGUUAAAAAAAAACAUUAUGGGUAAUGUUGACAAUAGAAUGGCCAGGGAUAUUGUCAUAAAAUCUUGAUACUUGUGUAAAUUGGUACCAAUUUUAGAUAACAAUUUGGCAACAAUUUGUGUGUGUGUGUGUGUGUGUGUGUGUGUGUGUGUGUGUGUGUCUGUGUCUCUGUGUGUUAAAAUAUUUGCAAGAAUGUAUUGCAAACUAUCAAAAGUAGUUGGGAAAUGGAAUCUCCAAUGGUUUUUAAAAUAAUUUUUUAUGUUAGAAAAUGUUUACUAUGGAUAACUUUUUGUUUAAAUCAUGAAAACAUAUUUAAAACAAAUAUGUUGCAUAAUAUUAAGAUAGUCUAUCAUUAACCCAGGGAUCCUUCUGCAGAUUGAAGAAACUUCAAGACAAUGGCUGGAGGAAGGAACAGUACAAUAGUCAUCAGAUUCAUCCUUUUGGGAUUCUCAGAUUAUCCCAAGAUCAAGAUCGCUCUCUUUGUAGUAUUCUUGGGUUCUUACCUCUUGACAGUGGCUUGGAACCUGGGCCUCAUCAUCCUGAUUAGGAUGGACUCUCACCUACAUACACCCAUGUACUUCUUCCUCAGUAACUUAUCUUUCUUGGAUUUCUGCUAUGUUACCUCCACAACCCCGAAAAUGCUCUCAGACUUCUUCCAGAAGCCUAAAUCCAUCUCCUUUCUGGGAUGCACCAUGCAGUACUUCUUCUUCUCUAGCCUGGGUCUGACUGAGUGCUGUCUCCUGGCUGCCAUGGCUUAUGACCGAUAUGCUGCCAUUUGUAAUCCUCUACUCUACACCGCCAUCAUGUCACCCACCCUCUGUAUACAGAUGAUGGUUGGAGCCUGUAUAACUGCUCUCUUUGGUUCAUUGAUCCAAUUGUGUGCUUUACUUCAGCUCAAUUUUUGUGGGCCCAAUGUUAUCAACCACUUCUUCUGUGACCUGCCUCAAUUAUUAGUCCUAUCCUGCUCUGAAACCUCUUUCCUAAAAGUCAUGAAGUUUGUGAUAGCAGUGAUUUUUGGUGUAAUAUCUGUCUCAGUCAUCAUGAUAUCUUAUGGUUAUAUCAUUGCUACCAUCCUGAAGACAAGCUCUGCUGAAGGCAGGUCCAAGGCCUUCAAUACCUGUACUUCUCACCUGACAGCAGUGAUCUGUUUUUUUGGAUCAGGACUCUUUGUCUAUAUGCACCCCAGCACUGAUGAUUCUCUGGACCAUGACAAGAUGGCAUCAGUCUUCUAUACAGUGGUGAUCCCCAUGUUGAAUCCUUUGAUUUACAGUCUGAGGAACAAGGAAAUCAAAGACGCGUUUAAGAGGUGUAAGAAGAGAGCUUUUUCCCAUUGUCAUAGUUAAAGGUCUGGCAGGCUAGUGGUCCUGGUGACUGGAAGUUUCUAGACUAUGCAGAGAAACGCAUUUAACUUUAUUCAAUCCUACUGGUGCUCUGGCAGGAUUGCAAGUGAGUCAACCCAUCUAAAUCCAGGACUGGUUCACUGGGAUGCAAAUCCUGUGGCUUCUUUGCAACUUGACAGUUGGCUCUUCUCUUGUAUAGUGAUAAUAACAUCACAAGUUAACUAUAUUAACUGUUAUAUUAAUAUAAGCCUUCAGUUCCUUGGUGUUUAGCCCUUACAUAUUCUUUCAGAACUUCUGCCUGCAG